Molecule: messenger RNA, 2499 nt
Organism: Spodoptera litura
Lineage: Eukaryota; Metazoa; Arthropoda; Insecta; Lepidoptera; Noctuidae
Cellular component (GO): nucleus
Source: RefSeq, a predicted model, not a curated record
CCAAAUGCCACCCGCUCCGUGUCUACUCUCUUUCUACAAACGCAAGCGCCUUAGCGACAUCGCUAACAAUUUGGUAGCCAAAUGCACAAGCGCUGACGGGUCGCUAACUCUAUUCGCUUCGCGUUAAAAAUCAAGUUUUUACUCUAUGGUUGCGAUUUUCGUCGCGUCAUUUUGACAUACCAUUUGUGAUUCGCGGUAAAUUUAAGAAACAUUGGUAAGUAUUUACCUACAUAUUAUUUUCAUAAAAUUUUAUAAAUAUAAUGAUUGAUUGCCUUUAUUCUCGGGACCACGGGAUGCUGGGCCUUUGGAAGGCGUUCGAGGCUGAAGCCAAUAGUUUUAUUACAAAUAUUUACGAUUGAAUUAUCCAUAGAAUUCAGAGCUUGAACGAGUGAAUUCUUAAUUAAUAUUAAGGAGAUGAGUUCAUAACAUUCUUUCAAUUUCUAUUUUAGUAAUGCAGGCAAGGCAGAGGUCAAGCUUUGAACAGCUUUCUGUGCUGAUUCAGUUUAUGGAAAGCCAUGGGGACCUGUCAAAGCCGCGUCCAGGGCCUCAAGGCCGAAUAAAUAGUGAGCAACUCUGGCUGGAGCUUACCAAUAUUUUAAAUUCCAUGGGUGGUGGUGUCCAGAAAACAGCAGAUAAAUGGAAGAAAGUCUGGACAGACUGGAAAACAAAAACAAAAAAGAAAUAUUUGCAUAUAAGGCAGCAAAGCAGUGGCACAGGUGGUGGUCCAAACACACACAUUCAAUUAACUGCCAUAGAAGAAAGGGUGAUGGCAGUUAUUGGAGUGUCUGCUGUAGUUGGUUUGGCUGGCAUCCAGGAGCAAGGAUUUAAUGUUCCAAAUUUUAAUGAACAGCCACCGGAACCGAUGCAUUUUGCUGAAAUGUUGGAGAACCAAAGCAGCCAGAAUACAGAUCCAAUAUUCGAUGGACGUACGUCACCACUGCCACUGCCGUCGCUGUUAUCACCCCAGCGACCGCCAGAACCGCUGCAACCACCACUACCACAGCAACCCCCGCAACAACGACUGUCGCAACCCCCUACUCCGCCAGCGCGUAACGGCAGACGGCAACCGUCGGCCUCUCCACGCUCUACAAUGAGCGCUAAUAGGUUUGCUCGCCGAACUAAGAGGAGAAUGACUCCCUUUGAAAGGGCGGCGGAGCAGUUUAGUGCUGUAGAGCGUAGGCGUCUUACUUUUGAAGAAGAGCGAGAUAGGCGCCUACACGAAAGAGAGAUGGAGAGGCUGCGACUAGAAGCCGAAAAAAUAAAAAUUGCUGAACGGCAAACGGCGAUACUGGAAGGCUUGAGAGUUCUUGGAGAACGGCUCAUUGGCGUACUGUCUGAGCAGCGGCCGGCCAACUUAUAAUUUUUAUUAUGCAAUUAUAUACGUAUACAAAAGGUGUAGAUUUAAAACCAUGCCACUACUCGAAAGCAUGUCACAGAAGUCAUAAAUGUUCAAUUUAAGAAACGGUUUCUGGGCAAUAGUUAAAAAUACUGCUAUAAUAAAUCGUAUUAUUCAGAAUAAGCGACGAAUCACCCGACAUGUCAAUGUAUCAGCUGAUUCAUAAUUCGUAAUACCUACUAAAUGCGUACGUAUCUUGCUGAAUAGGUACAAAUAAUUUAAAACUUAGUAAUGGGUCUGUAGGUAUCCUUAGAGACGGAAUGUAAACUAUGUGAAGUAAAUAACUUACAUAUCUACCUGUGUCACUCGGAGAUUUCGUUCGAAAUUUUCAUCUUCGCAAUCUACCUAUGCACAGUAACAGUUAUGCAACACGUCAUUAAUUAUACUAGUCAACACUGUGACACUUGUUUUAAUGUGUUUUAAGCACUGAUCACUUGCAGUCUCUGGGUAACAGUCAAACGCAUGACUUUCAUGUCAUGUCUGUGUUGGGAGUUUAGGUACGAUGCGAAUACCUCGAUAGUUUGUUUUCAUUGCAACUGAUGGCAUAAAUGUUAUCAUUAUUACAUAAACACUGAACUUAGAACUUUGAUAAUAAUAAAUUAGUGACGUUAUUGUAAGUUUAAGGUCAUGCGAAAUAAUUUCGCAAUCGACUACCCCCGGCAGCGCCAAAGCACAAACUGAAUGCGUGUUUGCGUGUGCGCCGUAGGGCCCGUAGGGGUGAGAGUGCUAGGGGGUGGAGCGUUCGCGUUUCUUAUUGGAAUUUUUGGGAAUUAGUAAUAAUAUCUUAAUAUCAAUUACGUGUUUGAGUGUGUGUGUGUUGAACCGCGUUAUUAAGCUAGUUACAUGACGGUCACGUGAAAUCCGGCGUAGUUAGCACUUACGGAUAUCCGUAAUUUACAAUAAAAAUAAUUACCUACAACUUUUUUAUUCCUUCAGACUUAGAAUCGAUAGCCGAAGUUACCUUCUAGAAAAGGUUUUUUCCCGAACAACCCUUGUAUACACGUUUCCCCGUUGUACCUUGCGUGCUUUUGCCAUUUUUUUACUAACUUUAUCUAUACCUACAUAUUAUUAAAUUAUUUUGAAAUAAAACUGCUUUUUCUUUC